Molecule: messenger RNA, 1536 nt
Organism: Didymosphaeria variabile
Lineage: Eukaryota; Fungi; Ascomycota; Dothideomycetes; Pleosporales; Didymosphaeriaceae
Exons: 2
Coding region: 1-1536 (511 amino acids)
Biological process (GO): transmembrane transport
Molecular function (GO): transmembrane transporter activity
Source: RefSeq, a predicted model, not a curated record
AUGAAUGCAUCGGGAGCAGGACAGCGCAAUAAUGCAAGUAUUGAUGCCAUCCAUUCACUACCGUCGGCAACAGAAUUAGAACUCACCACGAUCCGAUACGAGACUCAACCUCCAAUUCCCGGCAAACUCGAUGAUCCGUACCUUGUUGCCUUUUCUCCAAACGAUGCCUCCAACCCCAAGGAUUGGCAUUCCCGUCGCAAAUGGGCUGUCACUGACGUGCUUUCCGCGACUGGCUUCAAUCGCAUCAUGGUCUCCACCAUAAUGGCCCCCGCAUUGCCUCUUAUCGCACAAGAAUUAACGAUGAACUCCACCGAGACUAUGAUGUCCUUUUCAAGCUUCGUUCUCGCGACUGCUUUUGGUCCUCUGAUCAUUGGUCCGCUGUCAGAAGUGUACGGGCGCUCGCCUAUUCUGCAUGCGAGCAAUGUGUGGUUCCUUGUCUGGAACAUUGCAUGUGGAUUUGCAAACAACAAACACACACUUAUUGCUGGGAGAUUUCUUGCUGGUUUUGGCGCGAGCAGCAUAUAUGCGCUAAGAGGUGGAGUUCUGGGAGAUAUAUGGACGCCUGAACAGCGAGGAAAGUCGCUUGGGAUUUACAUAUUGAUUCCACUUCUAGGAGCGGCUGUAGGCCCAAUCAUUGGAGGGUUUAUGGCGGGACGUACAACUUGGAGGUGGAUGUUCUGGUCCACAUCAGCCUUCCAAGCCGUCAUGAUCAUUGCCUCCUUCACUUCUUUUCGCGAGACGUACGCACCUCUCAUUCUCAAGCGUCGCGCAGAACGACUACGGAAGGCGACAGGCGAUACUCGCUACUACACGGCGCGUGAACGGAUGCAGGAGAAGAAAUCAGUAGUGCAAGUGCUGACCAAGGCUUUGUCGCGACCACUCCGAUUGAUGCUCCAUCACCCAGUCAUUCAAGUCGCGAGUUUGAUCGAGGCGUUUUACUACGGUAUCCUUUAUCUCUUGCUUGCCAGCUUCGCAGAUCUCUGGACGCAACGUUACCACGUUAGUACAGAGAUGAGCGGUCUGCACUACAUAGCUGUAGCUGGAGGUGAGCUCGUUGGAAGCCAGCUAGGAGGAUACGUCCUUGAUGCUUUCCGCCGCCGCCUGGUGGCUCGUGAGACGGACUCCUCCCUCAGCCCCGAACAUCGCCUACCGCUCAUCUUUCCUAGCCAACUGAUUGGCUUCGUCGGACUCCUUGUGUACGGCUGGACGGCACAAUACCACUUGCACUGGGUUGCUGUCGACAUUGGUAUGGUUGUCGCAUGCGCCGGUCUACAAAUGUCGGGCAUGGUAAUGCACGCGUACGUAAUAGAUGCGUACGCAGAGCAUACCAGUAGCGCGCAGUCUGCAACGCAAUUUCUGACGAGCAUGACCGCAUUUCUGUUUCCGCUGUUUGCGCCAAGUCUGUACAGGGCGCUAGGGUAUGGUUGGGGAAACACUCUGUUGGUUGCGAUCGGGUUGUUUCCCGGAUUUCCGAUGGUGUACUCGCUGUGGAAGUGUGGUCUGCGGUGGAGGAUGAACAGUCCGUCCACCGAGUGA